Messenger RNA from Durotheca rogersii, 795 nucleotides. RefSeq lists its product as uncharacterized. The record is from RefSeq and is a predicted model, not a curated record. Lineage: Eukaryota; Fungi; Ascomycota; Sordariomycetes; Xylariales; Xylariaceae. The transcript has a single exon. Bases 1 to 795 code for a protein of 264 amino acids.
AUGAGUCUAUUGCAAGAGAGCGGUUCGCUUCGAGAGCGGCGACCCUCGCUCUUCGGUCACGGUGGCGGCCGCAGCGGGGAUGGGGCCGCGGUCCUUACUAACGGCGCCCAGGCCGGCGGGGGAUCCCAUAUUUCCGAUCACGGGCACGAUGGUGACAACACCAAAUCGGGCCAGAGUAUACAGAAGGUGGUGCUUGAUAUCCAUAAGGGCCCCUCUGCCGUCGGUCGCCAAGACAUUAUACAUGGCACGGGAGACUUGCGAGUAGCCGGCUACUCGUCGAGCGGCGGCGGAGACACCCUAGCUCUAGAAGGAGGGGGCGAGCUGCCACAAUACGGAACAAGUACCGUACUCAAACGCCGCGCGGGCGCCUUAGGCACGAACUGGGUCGUUCCUCGCGAGCACGUGGUUACGAUGACGAGACGAGCUAGUAGCGACGGGCCCGUCGUCUCCCGCGGCACGACAUAUACAGGGGUCCCUUUCGUCAUUCGCUUGACGCCCGGCAAUGCCUACUUUUGGUCCAUCGGUUCAGAAUCCGUCGACGUCCCGGCUGGCGAGGUCGACAGCCUCGGGGAGCCGAGUCCGGAUAUCGAGACGCUAGAGACAGGGGAGUGGGUGGAUGUGGAGGCGACCCUGAGCCGAGAGCAGGAGGCCACCUGGACGGUCCUCGAGGAGCCAACCCAGACUAUGGCAAACGAAGGGACGGACGACGAAGACGAUCGUCCUAGGAAUUCCACCCCGUCUCCCCAAUCGCAGCGCAGGAGCGGGAGAAUGGCGUGGUUCCGGUUCGGGUGCUAG